UUCGAUGUAAUCUGCUGGGUGUAUGGUAAUGUACAGCUGGGACACGUGCUACAGGAUAAUCAGUCAUCACUUACACCACCACACUCUACCUUUACCUGUGUUCGCGCUCUCUACCUGACGGCUGCAUGGCUGGGUGGCGGCUCCAUCCCCGUGGCAACAACAUCCUCGCGGUCGACGCCGACUACCAUGUCUGGAGUCCUCACACGGCGGCGAACGAACGACGGUGGAGUAACCGUGCGCUACACGCCGUGCGCCAAGUCUGAGCGGACCGACCUUGACCUGCCGGCCCCGGAAGAGGAAGACGAAGAAGACGAACACGACGCCAUCUCCAUCCUCUCUCCUGCCGACGAUGGUGGUGGAGGCGGCGGCCUGCAGGAGGGGGGACCAGGGCGGGUGCCAGCGCCAUCCAGCAACUUUUCUGUCGUCGCAGCAGGCGGCGGUGGAAGUGGAGGAAGCUGCAGCAGCAGCGGAAGUAGCGGCAGCGGCAGUAGACGACGUGCUGCAGGAUACCGCGUGGGCAUAGCCAACCGAGCGGUCGCCGGGGACGGCUUUGAGGACUACAUCGAGGAUUUCGAUGGUGCCAGCGACAGUCGCUUACGACAGGAAUCUCUUGUCGCUGCUCAGGGUCAAGUACCAGGAGUCGAUUUCGAGCUGACGGAAUCCCGACCUUUGCACUCGGAAGGGGUUGUUGCGUCUGUUUGUGGUGUAGGGAAGCGAGAACCGAUCGAGAAGGAGGAUUCAACAAAAGUAGGGAACGACUUAGCGGGAAACAGAGCCACUAGUGCUAGUUCUGAAUCGACCUCCGCAGGACCCUCGACUGUGGCGUUUGGAGCCUGUUCCAGCAGUCAGACCCCCACCGCGAACGGACCCCGUCACCUGCCGGGGUUGGACCUCUUCCCAGGGGUCUCUGACCGCACAAAGCUGAUCGGAGAGCGGUUGAGUUCCGCGGACAAGAUCUCGCUGUCCUCGCCUAUCUAUUCCAACAAGGUUGUCGAGCAGCGGUCCAAGUCUCAGUCCCGGCAAAGCCUGCUGGAGGUCUUCAGCAACAAGCUGGAUCGCGUCAAGAACCGCAAGCGCUUCUCAAUAGCGCAGGGCUCUCUGCUGAAGAAGCCCAGACUCAGUGAGGCGAACAUCAACAUCAACCGGGUUCAACGGCGGCAACGCCGGAAGGACAUCGAGGAGAAAUUUGGAAAGCGGAAGAGCAUCCGGGGGGACCGCAUAGAGACGGCCACCACAGUGUCCUCGGAACACGAAGGCUGCAACUGGACGUUCGUCUUCGAUCCGUCCGGUCGUCUGUGCUACUGGUGGUCGUCUGUUGUCAGCGUGGCCUUCCUCUACAACUUCUGGGUCAUCAUCUACCGCUACGCCUUCCAGGAGAUCAGUGCGGAGAACAUAGCGGUCUGGUUCACGCUGGAUUACACCGCCGACCUACUCUACGUUCUGGACAUCGCCUUCCACUUUCGCACCGGGUACCUGGAGGACGGGGUGCUGCAGACGGACCCGGUGAAGCUGCGGAUCCACUACACCAACACCACGACAUUUUACAUCGACUGUCUGUGCCUGCUGCCGCUGGACUUCCUGUACCUGUCCAUCGGAUUCUGCUCCAUCCUACGUGGCUUUCGUUUGGUCAAGGUGUACCGCUUCUGGGCCUUCCUGGACCGCACCGAGCGCCACACCAACUACCCCAACGUCAUCCGGGCCACCACGCUGAUGCAUUACGUCAUAGCGCUGUUCCACUGGAACGCCUGCCUGUACUACAUCGUGGCCUUGCGCCUGGACCGUUUGCAGGAGAAAUGGCGGUUCCCCAAGGAGGAGGGCAGCGUGGCGCUGAAGUACCUUCACGCGCUGCACUGGAGCCUCAUCACCUUGACGACGAUCGGCACGCCGCCUGUGCCCAGGACGAUCGGGGAGUAUCUGUUCGUCAUCUUCGAACUCAUCUUCGCUCUCGUCCUCUUCGCCACCUUCCUCGGCCACAUUGCCAACAUCGUCACUAACGUCAGCGCCGCCAGGAAGGAGUUUCAAGCGCGACUGGAUGCUGUGAAAACAUACAUGAACCUCAGAAGGGUGCCGUUAAAACUGCAAGACCGUGUCAUCAAAUGGUUUGACUAUUUGUGGAUGUAACAAUCCACGGAUGAAGACAAAGCUCUGAGCUUGCUGCCUGACAAGCUGAAGGCGGAGAUCGCCAUCCACGUGCACCUGGACACGCUCAAGCGCGUGGAAAUCUUCCAGAACACGGAGGCCGGCUUCCUGUGUGAACUGGUGCUGCGUCUUCGUCCUGUCCUCUUCUCUCCCGGAGAUUAUAUAUGUCGCAAUGGUGAGGUGGGCAAGGAAAUGUACAUUGUAAACAGAGGACGGCUGCACGUGGUUGCGGACAACGGUAAAACGGUUCUGGCCACCCUCAAACCAGGUAGCUACUUUGGUGAGAUCAGUAUUCUCAAUAUGGGCACAGCGGGCAACCGAAGGACAGCCAGUGUCCGGUCCGUGGGCUACUCUGACCUCUUCUGUUUGGCCAAGAAGGACCUGUGGGACGUCCUCAAGGAGUACCCUGCUGCCAGGGUCAAGCUGGAAGCCAUAGCUGUCAAGAGGCUGGCGAAGUACAAGAAGCAGCCCAUAGAGAAAGCACUGGAGCGAAGCAAAAGCACUCCAGGACUCGUAGAGUCUACAGGCAAGGUGCCUCUGGACGCCAAGCUGGUUCAGAGGCAUCAUACACUUCCUGCCGGCUUGCUGUCUACCACGGGAGUUCACUCUACAGACCCCGGUGACGUGGCGGAAGCAGAGAGACUCAGGAAGCUGGAGUCCACGCAAAGCGAAGACAAUCUGCUGUCCAGGUGUGUGGAGAAAAACGAGCGGCGCCUGUCGAGCGAUUCGCAGGCGGGUGGCCAAGUGGUCUGUAACAUGACGACGUCGAUGACCAUCUCCAGCAUCACUUCUUACAACGGCACGCCACCCCUGCGCUCUCCAGCCACCACCAUCGAGACCACCAAGUCCUCUUUCACUCCUCCUUCCUCCCCCAAACAGGUGCUGCAGUCCACGAUGGUGUCCAGCCUGCAGCAACAGGCCCUGCAUCACCAGCAACAGAUGCAGCAGCCCUACCCACCUCACGUCAGCAAUAUCUCAGGGGUUUCGCCACUUCUCGGCGGCGACCAGCGUCAGCUGACGCCCAUGCAUCACAGCCAGCAGCAGAUCUCCUUCCCUCCCUUCCCUCACAGCAGCUUCCCCUACGUCAACACACCUCACGUGCCGGCCAUGACCUACCUAUCCCCCUUUUCUGCUGCCUUGACGUACCCUCCAUCGCCGACACCGGGUAUCCACGCGCCACAUGUACAGGUGUCUCAGGGGGGGCUAGCUGUCGCGGCGGCUCCUCACCUGGGGUCGUCACAGACAAACCUCUUCUCACACUCACCAUUCCCUGGGACCAUGGUUCAAACCCCUACAGGAACUCUCCUGCCCCCUUCACACUCACCCCACGCGGUGUCCCCGCUCAUGGCGCCGCCUGGUGCCAGUCCGCUCAGCCUGGGGUCGCCGGCCAGGGGAGAGAAUCAGGCAGACAUUCUGCUCAAAGAGAUCUCCAGACUGCGUGAGAGACUAGCUCAGCUGGAGGGUGAGAACACCGCCCUGACGGUGAAGCUGAACCAGCAGCAGUGGGACGUGGAGAACCGCCUGAUGGAGCUGGAACUACACCUAGGACAGAGCGACAGCGUCGCCAGCACCGACGUCAGCGACGACCGCUUCGUGACGUCAGCAGGGGACCGCUACGGCGGCGAGAGGUCGGCCGGCCUGCCGUCCGUCCAUGCAACCGUGGUGAACAAGGAGUCGAUCAUCUGAUGCUUCCAGGGCAGAGAUCAAGGUCAUACGUCACGUGCCUCAGAGUCCCAUGAGGCUUGUCGGUGAUUGCCCGGAUCCAACCGGUCUCGGCAGCCGUCACCGAGCUGAUGGCUUGUCACCUUUUCAUGAACAGGAAGUAUGUUUCUGUCACGGACAUGACGUCACAAUGUCAGCGUUACAGAUUCGUGUGUCGCUGACGCGCGAGAGAGAAAGAGGAAGUGGCCCACCUCGUGACCUGGUUGUGUAACCGGAAGUCAAUCCCAGAUAGCUGUGUAGGGUCACAGCCUUGACCUUCCAUUUCCUGCGUCGGGAUGUUCAACUCAUCGUCCAAAGCCUGCAGGCAACUGGUGCUGAGGGGUGCCACAGAAAACGCUCUACUGACUCACUGAAUGACUUUCCAAAGAGUGGGAAAGCGGGUUCCAUUCUGGACCAGAGUGUUCCACGAGUCCAAGGAACCUUCUGUCCACACACCAGGUCGUCAUCCUGCUCCUCGGGAAAGACCCUCGGCUGCCAAAGGAGAGUCUCUUCCACAUCCACUACCUAACCACGGUGAACCACUUGCAGUUACUGUCAGUGGAGCUUCUUAGUUACAGUUUUAUCUUCCAUUGUGCUUUCAAACAAAGCACCUGUUCGUGUGCAUGUUCUGAAAAGUGGCAGGAUUCAUCCUUCUCUACUUUCGCAGGAAACUGGUCUUUCACAAGCAAGAGCUGGCCGACAAAUGACUUCCGACUGCUUGCCGUUCCCAAGACUGUGCUUCGAAACACACUCCUCCUUGAGUAAUUAAUUACUCGGCAGGUCUGACCACCUCAGUCCAGACAGUGACCAAAGGUAGUCACGACAACCAGUGUACAAUCUCACAAAACACCAGAUCAUGAGUUAAGCCUCUUGAUCACGAGUUCUGUCUCUUUGCUGGUGUAAACUGUCCGACAUUGAUUGCCUGUCCGGGUCAGUGUGUGCGGGAAGAACAUUCGGUUAAACAGAAAAUCACCAGAAAAGAAGUAUUUCUGGUUGGAUCGACAACUGAAGCCGGUAAUGGCGAGAAUGGCUAAAGAGAAGCACGUCCACUUAAGCCCUCGGCAAAUGCAACGGACACAUUUCGAUGGCUGGCUUCCUGCAAGUGCUUCUAAAAUGUUAUGUACAUCCUUUGGGCAAAGAGAACUCAGUGGCUAAAACCGACUUUAGCAUUGGCUUUAAUCUUUCUGUAUAGCUGCAUCUUUGCAAUACUUCUGUUUUUCUGUCUGAUCGUUUGAAACAACUUUCUUAUGGUGUGGAAAUGUUUAUCUCGGAACUCAGACCAGACAAAAGAUUUUACUUCAAGACGGUGUCUACAGUAUCCUCCUUCACUCGCGCAUUACCAGAAACUUCUUUACUUUUAUUUGAUUCUCUAGAUUUAUUCAAUGUUUUCCAUCGUAUUAUAUGUUCUUGAUCAUUCCACGUGAUGGUGUGCAGUGUAAUCUCAUUCCAGCUACCUUGUCUCUGCUGCAACAUUCCAGGCCCUGGGCAAACCUCGACAAACACGAUUCUGUUGUGGGUCUUCCGGUGGAUUCUUCUUCAAGUUCGUUUCUCUAUUUUUAACAUUCUCCGAGAAAAUUGUUUCGCAAAGGUGCAGCUGAGGGAGAAGUUUCGGGGACGACUAAUCCAUUUGUGCGGCCGAGAUGGAAUCUUCUCGAGUUGACAAGGGCAAAAAGACCCCCGAUGCUUUCCCAGUUAUUUCCCUUGGCACGAAAAUCUGAUGGAAGAUUGAGCUGGGAACAAAAGAAGAUUUGAGGACAUUAUUGUUGAGGAAGAUAAGGGAGAGGGGAAAAGUCAACAUGGUUCGAAAAUUCAGGAAUUUUUAGGUCAUUUUUUUCUUUUCUCUGUAAUCAAGCGAGUGCAGAGUAGGAACAGUGUCAUUAACAUCUCUUCAUCAAUACCCACAAAACCAUCUCGAGUUGCAAUGAUACAUCUUCGACUGUAGACAUUCCUGUUUGCUCAGAUGAUAGAAAAAGUUCCAAAAGUUCACAUGUCUCCGCUGUUCGCAAUCGCCACCCCGCCCCAAACACGUUGCUAUGGUGACUAUGGCGUGUCUACACCUGAAAUAGCAGAUCCGACCAAACCUAUGCCACAGUCGUGUGAAAUUUAGAUAUCAACUGGUAAUUAUUGGGUAAUGUUCUCACCCGAGUGAUGGCUGCCACCCUGACGUCUAUCGGCAAUCAGAUCCUAAGUAUUGCACCAUUCCGUGACGUCAUAGCUCCUGUCAAAGGUCAAACAGGAGAGGGCAUGCUUCUCAUCAGCGUUGUUUGUAAGUGAAACAUGUUUAGUCCUGUAAAUCUCAUUUUUAAGGGCUCAUGCGAAUGCUUUUAACUUACUUCUGUGGUAGAGUCAGCUCAAUUUACUCCGGAUGAAAAAAGCAGAAGCAGACAGAAACAGCCAUGAUGUCAACUGUCCCCCAACCUUCGCCAAAACUGUCCUCGGGAAUGUAAGCGGAUUGACAAUAUUAAGACGGAAUUCAAGAUUUUAAAAUGCAUUCCGAUCUUUUUAUAAUUAUUUAUCUCAGAAAGAGCACUUCAACUAAUCCAUCCGUGAAACUUUAAAAAAAAAUAGCUUCACAAAUCCUUACAGUGAAGAGUUAAAAAUAAAAU
Molecule: messenger RNA, 6446 nt
Organism: Pomacea canaliculata
Lineage: Eukaryota; Metazoa; Mollusca; Gastropoda; Architaenioglossa; Ampullariidae
Product: potassium/sodium hyperpolarization-activated cyclic nucleotide-gated channel 1-like
Biological process (GO): monoatomic cation transmembrane transport
Cellular component (GO): intracellular cyclic nucleotide activated cation channel complex; plasma membrane
Molecular function (GO): intracellularly cGMP-activated cation channel activity; protein-containing complex binding; cGMP binding
Source: RefSeq, a predicted model, not a curated record